AAUUUCGUUGUCAGUUCUCGGCGAUCCUUUUAAGUGAGAAGAACGAGUGAGCAGUGAGAAUUAAAUAUAUUUCUAACAGUAAUAACGUGCGGCGAUAAUAUGAUACUUAGAUAUUGGAGAUCUGACAUAACAUUCUUAAUACUAUUAUUAAAUAGCUGCCUAAUAUCGAUAGCUAAUUUUUACCAACUUACUCCGUCUUACUCCAAGGUUUUGAUUGAUCAUAAUUGUAUAAUACCGAAGCAUUAUGACAUCCAAUUAGAUCCGAUUGUCGUUCCAAAUAUAAUGAAAUUUGAAGGCAACAUCAGUAUUGAAAUCGAGAUUAUUCAACCAAUACAAAUGAUAAAGUUGCAUGCAUUACAACCUUAUAUUAUAAACACAAAAAAUUUUGAAUUGCUAAUAAAUGUAACAAACGAGAUAGAAAACAAUAAUGAAUCAAAAACGUUUUAUCCGAUAUUACGUGAAUAUCAACAUACAACGCAAAUUAUGAGUCUUUAUUUUAUGGAAAUAAUACCAAUAGGAAUUCACACAUUGAAAAUGAGAUUUGAAAGUAUGAUAGAUAAUAACGUAGAAAAAGGCUCUUUUUUACAUAAACUGUUGCACAUAAACAAGAGCGGGAACAACAUGUUGAUCGCAACGCGUUUCGAGGCAAUGAAUGCUCGACGAGUAAUACCAUGUUGGGACAAACCACACUUAAGAGCUACCUUUCAAAUUUCUAUAAAGCAUCAUAAAAACUACACAGUUCUUUCGAAUAUGCAGAUACAAAUGCAGAAACCUCUAAAUGAAAUUGACAUGAUACUGACGACAUUCAACGUUACUCCUGCAAUGCCCACUUAUCUCGUGGCAUUUAUGGUGUCUACAGAUCAUCUUAUUUGCAAUCAUCCGGUAUUUAAUGAGGAAAAUACAUAUAUAGAAUGGCAACGGAUGUAUUGGAAGUUUAUCAUGGGAUACCAUGUGAAACCUGAUUUUUUUGACAAAAAUCCGAUUACCAACGAUUGGUACACAGAGGAUUUGUAUUCGGCAGACACGGAACUAAAAUUUGCACAGAUAAUUGCUGAGUAUGUCUCACAGCUUUUUGGAAUUGAAUGGUCGGCCACGCAAUUUAAUAUCACGAAAAUCACAAAACUUGAUCAUAUUGUAGUUCCGGAUCUACAAGUCGAUAGCAUACAAAAUUGGGGCAUCAUUUUGUAUAGGAAACAAGAUGUUAUCUAUAGAAUUGACAAAGAUCCUGUAAUUCACAAAAUUAACGUGGCGCGCUUAGUGGCAAGUGGAAUAGUACAUCAAUGGUUUGGUAAUAUAGUUAGUCCAUCUUUGUGGUCUUACAUUUGGCUGAAUGAUGGUAUUGCUACAUUAUUUGGAAUGGACGCCGUUGACAAGAUUUUUCCAAAUGUUCGAAUAAUGGAUUUGUUUGUUGUUCAAACUCAACAUGAAUCUCUUCAUUUGGAUACUAACUCCUUUAUGAAACCGCUUAUAUCAGAGAUAAAUGAUCCUUCGGAAAUUGAUUCAUGGUCCUUUUCUCGUUAUAUUAAAGCACCUGCAAUAUUACGCAUGAUGCAUAUGUUUUAUGAUGAUGCAUUUCGGAGGGGUCUCCAGAGAUAUGUUAAUAAGCAUGCUCUUAAAUCGGCUACUCUCGACGAUUUGUGGACUGCUAUACAAAUUGAACUACCUGAUUCGCCGCAUGUUAGCAAAUCACCUGUUAACAUACCACAUAUUCGCAUAUCGCAAAUAAUGGGUGCCUGGACAAAGCAAAUGCAUUAUCCUAUACUGAAUGUAAAACGAAAUUAUCACAAUGCAUCAUGUGUGACAAUAUCAGCAGAAAAUAAUCUAUCGGCUGAAGAUAAUUGGUUUAUAUUAGUGACCGUUACUACUGAAACUGAACUCAAUUUUGUCAAUAUUUAUAAUAAUUAUACUAGUUAUUGGCUAAUACUUACACCUCAACUUUAUCCAUAUUACGAAAUUUUCUUGCCACGUAUGACAGAAGGUUGGAUAAUAGCCAAUUUACAACAAAUGGGAUAUUAUCGCGUAAAUUAUGAUAUUAAAAAUUGGCAAAGGAUCGCAAGUUAUUUAAAUUCUGAUCAAUAUUUGAACAUACAUGUCCUCAAUCGUGCUCAAAUUAUCGAUGACGCAUUUCAUCUUACAAUAGCAGGAAAACUUGAUUCCUCUAUAUUCUGGGAUCUCACGAGCUAUUUAAAACAAGAAAAAGAUUACAUAGCAUGGUAUCCUAUGAUCAAAAUUUUCGAAUAUAUGUCGAGUAUCUUUAAACUUCCACUACAAAAAGUUACAGAAAUUAAGGUAUACUUUAGCAAUAUAUUAAGUAAACUUCUUGCUACAAUAGGAUAUUACGACAUUUCUGCAAACAUUAAUGACACUACUAAAUAUUUAAUACAAGAAGCCACAAGAUGGGCUUGUACAUUCGAGCUUCCGGAGUGCCUAAAUAUAGCAAAUAAUGAAUUGAAAAAACAACUCAAAUAUGCUUAUGGAGCGUCUAUACUUUAUCCAUGGUGGAAAGAAUGGACAUAUUGUAAGGGUAUGGUGACAGCGGACAAUAAGACUUGGUCAGCAACGUUAAAUUUAUUGAAGAAAAAUGCUGAUGAUAAUAAAAUUUUCGAAUAUUUGACUUGUGCUAAAGAUUUUGAUAUAAUCGUUCAAUAUUUGUCGCAAAUAAAGAAUGAAAAUGACUUUAAAAAGAAAACAUUUCCAACUAUUGAACGUAUUAAUAUCUUUUAUUCUAUUAUAACAAAGCAUGUAAAGAACAACAAAAUACUUGAACACAUAUUAUUUAAUUUUGAAGUAUUAAAACCUAGAGAAAUUAGUACAAUUGCAGCAUUAACUCAUAUCAUUAAUCAUGUGUAUUCUAAGAACCAACUUAAGAAGAUAAGCAAAUUUGUUAAAGAGUACCUAAACCGACAAAAUUCAAACAUUCACCAUAAGCUAGACCUACGCUGGUCUCAAAUCAGGAAUCUGACAAAUUAUCUUUUAAUAUUUUAAAAUUUGACGAUAUUCACAAAAGUAAAUGAUCAAUCAAGCAAAGAUAAUAACUAUAAUUAAAUCUUUUGAAUAAAAUCCAUAAUGCUCUUAUAUUUGUAUUUACCUAUAUAAUUAUAUAUUAAAUUUCUCUA
This is a messenger RNA of Nylanderia fulva, 3116 nucleotides long. RefSeq names its product aminopeptidase N-like. Lineage: Eukaryota; Metazoa; Arthropoda; Insecta; Hymenoptera; Formicidae. Gene Ontology annotation, biological process: proteolysis; peptide catabolic process. The record is from RefSeq and is a predicted model, not a curated record. Gene Ontology annotation, cellular component: membrane; cytoplasm. Gene Ontology annotation, molecular function: zinc ion binding; metalloaminopeptidase activity; peptide binding.